Molecule: messenger RNA, 1866 nt
Organism: Rubroshorea leprosula
Lineage: Eukaryota; Viridiplantae; Streptophyta; Magnoliopsida; Malvales; Dipterocarpaceae
Source: the annotation of a GenBank genome assembly
CAACCCACAUUAGGGUUUCAUUUCUCUCACAAAGCAGGCGGCAAAAUUCCCUGCCAAUACCAUUAGCUGUGUUUCCCAAGAAAUAAAGAUCCUUAAUUUAAUGUCGGGAACUCCAUUUCAACUAAAGGAAAAAAGCAAAGGCUGAAACUUUGACCCAGUUUCAGAGUCCCAAAAUGCGGAACCGGAAAAAGGCAGCGAUCGUCUCAUCAAGCAGCGACAGCAGACCCAGAGAAUCAGGAUGGCCGCCGGCAAACACCUGCAAAUUCAUGCAGCUCUCACGCGCCGCCGUCAUGGACAUACUUUCACGGCUACCCAUUACUACCCUCAUCACUUGCAGGUGCGUUUGCAAAAGAUUCCUCCAUUUAAUUUCAGAUCCUGAGUUUGCCCAUCUCCAUCUUACGAGAUCACCCAUUAGUAUAAUGAUCAAAACCCUACCCCCCAUUAAUGGGUCCAAAAGACUCCAGAUUGCCCAGAUUGAGGACAAUGGGGCAGGGUUUGGGGUCACAAAACUGGAAUUUACUGCUAAAGAUAGCAUACCCACUUGUGAAUUUAAUCAUAUGAACUCAUGCAAUGGGUUGCUUUGCUUAGUUGGGCUUGAAAAAGACAACUCUGUUUAUGUCUGUAAUCCGAUCUUAGGUGAGUACAUUACUCUUGCGUCUCCCUCUAAGGGCAGGCAUAGAGGGAGUUUUGGGGGGCUUGGGUAUUCUGCUGUCACUGAUCAAUACAAAGUGUUGCAGACUUUUUACCCUUUGAAUGAAUCAGAUCAUCGUUAUGUAGAGGUUGAGAUUUGCACUAUUGGGACCGGCGCAUGGAGAAGCCUUGGGGUUGGCCCUAAAGACCUAGUUACUUUACCAUUCAAUUCUUUCUUGAAUGGAACUCUUCAUUGGUCAAAUUGUUCCCCGAAUGGUAGUCAGUUCAUACAUACUUUCAACUUUGUGACUGAGAGGUUCGGGGCUGUUUCUCCACCUGCUCGCUUCAGUGAGGAAGAUAAGAAGUUUACAGAUUCUUUUAGGAUAGGAGUGCUGGGGGGCUGUUUGUAUGCAAUCUUCUUUGAGAACUCUUUGCGACUUGACAUAUGGAUUAUGAAGGAGUAUGGGGUUACAGAGUCUUGGACCAAACAGUUUGCUGUGGAGAAUUUGUAUCCAAGGAAACAUAGCUGGGAUGUUUAUGAGCCAGUAAUUGUUUUGAACAAUGGGGAAAUCUUGUUGGUUUACAACAAUGAUAAUGUGGUCUGUUAUCAUCCAAAGAGAAAAUGCCUAAGAGGAACUACAAUGUUCAGAACUCGUUCACAGUUUAAUGCGAUUGCAUACACCCCAAGCUUAGUUUCACUCUAUGUUGUUGCAAAAGGAGAGCAAAUUUCAAGGACACGAGGCACUGGAAAAUAUGAAAUGCUUGCGGCUGAACAAGUUCAAAGUUGUGCUGGCUGUGGAGCACUGCUUAUCAGCUCUGGCUACAGUUUGCCACAUUUCUCUGGUUACCUUGGAGCAACAAGUUAUCCUUCAGAUUCGAUUGGGAGAGAGUCAGAGUUGGUGUGUGAAGCUUGUGCCAAGCACCUAUAUGCACCUUCUCAGAAAUCUUUCCUGUCCCUCUGGAGCAUAUGAGGGUUGACUUAGGCAGAAACAAUCUUCUAGUUCUAGUCUAGAUCAGUGCUCUAUGAUAAUGAAAAUGUUGACCGAUGAAAGAUCAGUUUCAUCAGUCAUUUUGUCCAUGUAUUAUCGGAAUCUCUACCCAGAUAUAGGACUUAAUGUUGCCUUUCUUUCUGUGUGGAAUGUAAAUUUUAAUGUCACUGCUCCUAUGGUUCUUGUGUACUCGUUGAGACAUCUUCCUCUUGUCAUGGGAAAGGACAAAUAAUGUCUCAAGAUUUCU